AUGCAACGUUAUAACGACUUAAAGCCGACUUCAGCAACAGCAGCAGCAACAGGAACAACGGGAAUAAUGGACCCGGCGGAUGCAAGCGUUCAGAAGCAGCUGCAGCAGCAGAUGCAGCAGCAGCAGCAGCAAGAGGAGAAGCGCAAGGCAAUCGAGGAACAGAGAAGGAUUGCGAUGAAAUCUCUGCUAUCGCCCGAGGCGCAAGAACGCCGUAAGUAA
Messenger RNA from Eimeria mitis, 219 nucleotides. RefSeq lists its product as uncharacterized. The transcript has 3 exons. Lineage: Eukaryota; Apicomplexa; Conoidasida; Eucoccidiorida; Eimeriidae. The coding region runs from base 1 to 219 and encodes 72 amino acids. The record is from RefSeq and is a predicted model, not a curated record.